Molecule: messenger RNA, 997 nt
Organism: Calypte anna (Anna's hummingbird)
Lineage: Eukaryota; Metazoa; Chordata; Aves; Apodiformes; Trochilidae
Gene: RIMS3
Product: regulating synaptic membrane exocytosis 3
Exons: 6
Coding region: 32-955 (307 amino acids)
Biological process (GO): positive regulation of synaptic transmission; regulation of synaptic plasticity; regulation of membrane potential
Cellular component (GO): presynaptic membrane; cytoskeleton of presynaptic active zone
Molecular function (GO): transmembrane transporter binding; small GTPase binding
Source: RefSeq, a predicted model, not a curated record
GCAGAGCCGGGGAGUGCUCCAGGGGCUGACCAUGUUCAACGGGGAUGCCAGCUCCUCGGCGGCCAGGAAUGUCAUCCGGAGCUCCAGCAUCAGUGGUGAGAUGUACAGCAUCGAGACCAGCGGGCGGGGCAGCGCCGACUCCGUCGCCAUCAGCAAGAAGCGGCGGUCCAGCCUGGGAGCCAAGAUGGUGGCAAUCGUGGGGCUGUCCCAGUGGAGCAAGAGCACCCUCCAGCUCAACCAGACUGAGGGAGGCCCCAAAAAGCUGCGCAGCAACAUCCGGAGGAGCACGGAGACGGGGAUCGCGGUGGAGAUGAGGACCAGGAUCACCCGGCAGAGCAGCCGCGAGUCCACGGACGGCAGCACCAACAGCAACAGCUCUGACGGCACGUUCAUCUUCCCCACCACCCGCCUGGGUGCUGAGAGUCAGUUCAGUGACUUCCUGGACGGGCUGGGGCCGGGCCAGCUGGUGGGACGGCAGACCCUGGCCACCCCCCCCAUGGGUGAUGUCCACGUGGGGAUGGCUGAGAGGAACGGGCAGCUGGAGGUGGAGGUGAUCCAGGCGAGGGGACUUAUCCCAAAGAUGGGCUCCAAGUGCAUCCCUGCCACCUAUGUCAAGGUUUACCUGCUGGAGAACGGCGUCUGCCUGGCCAAGAAGAAGACCAAGGUGGUGAAGAAAACCUGUGACCCCUCAUACCAACAGCCUCUGCUCUUCGAGGAGAGUCCCCAGGGCAAAGUCCUGCAGGUGAUUGUCUGGGGAGAUUACGGGCGCAUGGACCACAAGUGCUUCAUGGGGAUGGCCCAGAUCGUCCUGGAGGAGCUGGAUCUCUCCAGCGUGGUCACGGGAUGGUACAAACUCUUCCCCACCUCCUCACUGGCUGACUCCAGCAUCGGACCCCUGACCCGACGCCUCUCCCAGUCCUCCCUGGAGAGCUCCACCAGCCCCUCCUGCCCAUAGGAGGGAAAGGAGACGUCCUGCCCUGCCAGAACUGUGCGUGGA